GUGCCUCGUAUGUCGCUUCUGAGUGUAGUUUAGACUGAUAUAAACUUAUAUAAAAGCAACGUUUGUGGCCAACGUUGGGUCACAAGGUUUACUUAUCGUAAAAUGGGGUAAUCCGAAGUUUAAAUAAAAUCGUUAUGGCUGAAGUUGCAACUUUUUUCCGGCCGUAACUAAGUUUUAAUGUAAAGCGUGUAAGGUUGCUACGCGCGAGUUUCAAAUGUGCACAGCGACUUAGAAACAGAAGUUAUUUAAAAACGCUUCAUUACAGGGGGAGCAGCUCUUUGAGGAAGAUGGAAAAUUAUUCAGAAUCAACGCAGAAUUUAAGCUCCAUCCUGUCUUCCUGUGGGCCGGAGCUGCAGGAGCUGAUGAGGCAGAUCGAUAUAAUGAUCAAUAAUCAGAGGAGGGAGUGGGAGGCCGGCAUGAGAGACCUGGAGCUCCGGCUGGAAAACAGAGAACAGGAGCUUUCCACCUCAAAGAGCAUCACUGAACAGAGAGACGUGGAGAUUGGACGGCUUCACAAGCAGCUGAAAGAUGUCCAAGCUGGCCGCCAAGAGUUAGUUUCCAAGUAUGAGGGACAGCUGCUGAAAGUACGGGAAGAGCUGGAUAAAUUAAAGAGAAGUUACCACAAGCUUCAGCGCAAACAGCUCAAGGAGACAAGAGGGGGAGCAAAAGAGGGAGAGCUUUCAAAUGAACGUCACAGACUUUCUGUGGAGUGGGAACAGCAGCGGUCCCAGUAUCAAACACAGCUGGCCACAUUGGAGGUCCACAAUAAGAACCUGACUGAUGAGUUGUUCAACAUGAAAUCCCAAAGGGCUUCCUUGCAGGAGGAGAGGGAGCAUGGGCAGAGCCAUUUAGAGCUGCAGCAUCUGCGUACUCAGCUGGAGAAAGCUCAGGAUACUCUGCACUCACAGGAGCUCGAGCUGAUGUCCCUUCGACCGUUAGAGGCGUUGGUUGGGCAGUACCGGAGAGACCAGCAGCUGCUGUCAGAGGAGCGGGAUGAGCUCCACGCCACCCUGGUCUCCCAGGACACAUCCAUGCAGAGAACCAGUCUUGAGCACGAAAGGCUUCGCAAGGAAGCUGCCCGGCUGGACCAAGCGCUUCGAGCCAAGGAUCAAGUCAUUCGCUCCCUGGAGGACUGCCUCUCAACUCAGGAAUGUGCUGGUGUGGAAACCCUCCGGAAAGAUCUGGAGAGGACUUCAGCCAAGCUCCAGUGUGCCCGAGCAUGUGAGGUCCAGCUCAAGGCUGAACUCGCAUGUGUCAAAGAAAGACUAGAGAAUGAGACCAGACAGAGAGAUGAGCAUUCAAAGACAGAGCAGGAGCUGAGAAACCUCAAAGCAGAACACAACGCCUCUGUUGCUGAAAUGAAAAAGCUCCGAGAGGAGCUUCUACAGGCGAGGCAGAAGCUGCCCGGUGAGCUGCACCAGCGUGACCUGAGCAGCUCCUCGUCCAGCGGCAAGCUGCAUCUUCCGGCCCAGGUAGAGAGAGCAGAGCAGCGGACAACUGAGCUGAAUAUGACUCAAGCACAGCUGGAGACUCUACAAAUGGAGAACCAGCAUCUGAAAAGCCUGCUGCAGAGUCUGCAGUCUCCCUCCCCAAAGAGGGGGAAUUCUUCACGUUCUUCACUGAGGGAGAGCUACGUGCCCUCCCCGGGCCGCCCCGGGCCGGGGAAUCACCGGGUAGUGCAGGCACGCGCUGAUGUGGAGCCUCACCUUGAUGAGCAGACUCACCAGGAGAAGAAUGAAGGAGCUCUGCUCAGCCACGCCGUAACUGGACGGCUGUCGCCUGAGCAGGACAGGCUUCAGGUGGACACCCGGGCCGUGAAAGCCCAGUCACAGGGAAACGCCGGCUGCCACGUGGAGGAAAUCCAGAUGAUCUUUAAAGAGCUGCAGACCCCGUCCCAUCCCGCCACGGAUCGGCCCUGCAGCCAGAACAGCCACCGUUCGUCCCCCUUCUCCUCUCCCUCCUCCUCCCUCAGCAGCAGCGGCGGUGUGAAACUGACCAGGGGGACCUCCAUGCCCGCCUUGAGUCUCAGUGACUUUGCUGCAGUGGGGAAAAGCUCAGGCUCUGAAGAAACCGUGACCUCAGGGUCCAAAGAAAAAGUGUCUCCUCCAUCUUCAGAGGUCUCUCUGUCAGGGUCACCUGAAAGCAGCAUGAUCACUCAUUUCUUAGAAGAAGACACCUUACGGUCCAUGGAGCUGGUGCGGAGACUGGACAGCUACAUCCAGGGCCUGAACGAGAGCAACGGCAGGACUGUGUCCAAGAACCUGGCGAGCAGCUCGGGACCCGAGUCCAACCCAAACCUGCAGUGACUGAAUCACAGCAGUAGCAGUGAUUUGAUAAAAGGCGUGAGGCUUUGGGACUCACUUUAUUGAAGUUUUGAGAGAACUAGUCCUUUUUUUCUACAUGUUUUGCACAUUCAUCCCAGUUGUGGUAGCUGAGAACUUUGAAUUCCCCCAAAUGUGUCGUCAGGACUUUUUUUCCCCCCCAUGAAGCCAUUAGCAUUAGCUCCACCAUACAGCAUAUUCAUUCAUGUUCCAGCAACAGUUGAAGUUGUGCGUUGUACUUGUGUGCAUUUUAAGCAGAAGUCACAUCAAACCAAGAAGAAGCAAAGCAACAUUGGUUUCAACCAUGUCUUGAAAUUAGCCUGACACGUCAAAUGGUUUAUUUCUGGGACAUGGGGGCCGCAUGGAAAGGGACGGUGACUUUUAAAUAUGGCGCUGCUUAGCAGGCUGUUCAUUUAAAGAAGCAUAUUUAACAACAAGGUGCUUCAAGAGAAGCUGGUGAGGUAAGAAGAGCUGCCAUCGCUGACGGUCAUCACACCUAAAGCUCGCCGUGGUUCCCGGCGGAGGUCACGGAUUGGUCUGAACCUUUUGUGCUUUGGCAUCAAACAUCGUGUACAUGUAGCAGCCAGAUUUCACUUGACUGAAUUCCAGCGGAGGACCUUCCUUGAGUAGCAUGUUUGUGUUUUCUUGAAGGAAACGGUACAGUUAAAUAGUUUGGAAGGCAGCAGUAAUGUGUUUUCAUUCAGAGACAGGAAUGUAGCUGUGAGUCAGGGGUGUCCAUCCUCCCUGUGCGCCUGUCAUAAAUGUGAGAAUAAUACAUUAUGUCUUUUUAGGGGGGGGGGGUGAAGGGAAUGCUCCUCUCUCUUUCACUCAUCUCCCCAACGCCCCCCAGUUCUGUCUCCAUCCCCACUAGCCACCCACCCUGCAGAGCCCCUCCAGCAACCGCUCCAGGAAUGUGCGCGCCAUGCCAGCGCCGUUAUGAGCCUUCCCCUGCGGCCCGCUUUGUCGUCAUCAUUAGAAAGCUGCUGGAAUGUUAAUAUCAACCAUGUGGAAGGCUGAGAGGCCGGGGGGGCGGAGAGGACGCGCUGGUAUUUUACCGCUUUUCUAAUAAAGAGAUGGAUGGAAUGGAAAUAAAAUGAAAAACAAAUCUCAGGAAAUAUGUGUUUUUAAUUUAUGAUACGGGGGCUAUUACCAAAGGGGAAAAAAAAGCAAAAAGCCAAAGUUUGUCCAGAAAGUUGGUAUCCAGAGUUUCUAGCACUGUAAGUCCCAUCACAACAGCACUGAGGAAUUUGGCAAGGCAGGCAUUCCUCGGGCCGUCCGGAGAGAGCUGAAAAGAUGUUUUAUGUGGAGAUUCCUUGAAGGGGCUUAGUGGAGGGACACUGACCCCCGUCCAGGGAGAGUUCACGCUGCAUCCUUUAUGUCAUGCUUCAAGAGAAAAGAAUGCUCCGUGAUGUGAGGACGAGGGAAUAAGUGGUAAACUCAUCAACAUAAACCUGAUAAAUAGGAGUUUUGGGGUUCUUUUGUUUACUUUUAAGGGCCAUGAUGUCUCUACCGUUAUAGUUCAUUACUGUUACAUGAAUGUUGUUGAUCCUAACCACAUGAUCGGGGCUACACAACUACUUUUCAUGCUGAGUAAUACUUUACAUGGCCGAUAAAGCGUACUCCAAGCCACAUACAGGAAUUACAGGAUGCUGUUGACUCAGUUAUUUAGUUAAAAAAAAAACUUGUCCCAUUACUUUAAAAUAUUUUAAAGUAAUAA
Messenger RNA from Cololabis saira (Pacific saury), 4038 nucleotides. RefSeq names its product centrosomal protein 63 (gene cep63). Gene Ontology annotation, biological process: de novo centriole assembly involved in multi-ciliated epithelial cell differentiation; centriole replication. Lineage: Eukaryota; Metazoa; Chordata; Actinopteri; Beloniformes; Belonidae. The record is from RefSeq and is a predicted model, not a curated record. Bases 288 to 2306 code for a protein of 672 amino acids. Gene Ontology annotation, cellular component: centriole. The transcript has 14 exons.